Bombyx mori (domestic silkworm) is the source of this 2065-nucleotide messenger RNA. It is a transcript of the gene Dolk, whose product is annotated as dolichol kinase. Gene Ontology annotation, molecular function: dolichol kinase activity. Gene Ontology annotation, biological process: dolichyl monophosphate biosynthetic process. The record is from RefSeq and is a predicted model, not a curated record. Lineage: Eukaryota; Metazoa; Arthropoda; Insecta; Lepidoptera; Bombycidae. The transcript is spliced from 9 exons. Bases 457 to 1926 code for a protein of 489 amino acids. Gene Ontology annotation, cellular component: endoplasmic reticulum membrane.
UACAGUCUACAUUACCUUUGUUUGUUAUAAUAUGGUUGACUCAAACUGUUAUUGUCCAAAUUAGUAAAGAGAAGCUGAUCUUUAUUGUGUUAUGUUGUAGAUAUUCUCACACUACAGGAGUUUUGACGGGAGCUCGAGGAGCGAAUUUAAAGUUUCUUCGGGUUUAAAUGUAUAAAAACAGUGGUUUAAGGACAAAGUCUUGAUAAAUAACCACAAUUUUAGCGAGACUUUUUUUUCAUGGUAUAUUGUUUCAUUUCAUUUAAGUUCAUCCUAAUUGAUCUCAAAUUAAUGAACUUUAUCUUAUUUUGGUUCAUACCCGUAUUUUAAAAUAUAUCAUAAUAAACAACUUGGCUUAAAGGUCUCGUUAUCAGGCCAUAAAGUACAAAAAAUAAUAACUCACACUUCAGCUGAUUUGGCCUUGUGGUAAACACUGUUAAAAUUUGCAGUCAAAAGAGAAUGCAGAGUAAUUCGAAAGUUCUACACUUUUAUAAUAGUUUUAAACGGUACACUUCACUGUGCAUGUCGGUUGAUUAUACAAUUUCAAGAAAUCUAAGAGAUGGAGGUAUAGGAACGAGGCCUAUCUCAAGCAACGGGUUAUGGUGUUGUGCUUUACUGCCCGCAUUAUUAAUCUCAUACAAUUUUUUGUACAAAGUGUCGCCACUUUAUACACUAGUAGCUUACGUAGCUGUUGGUUUAUUCUGCUACAGCAUACUGUUUGUGGUAUUCAUUUCUGUAUCAUGUCUGGUACUCAGAGAGCCUAUCUAUGGAGGAUGUAUAGCAUCUAGUCUUGUAUCUGCUCUGAUGAAUUUUAUAUUUAAUACACAAGGUUUAACAACAUCAUUGUCUUUCUCCCUCACAGCAGUGUACUUAUAUAGUACAAUGCUAAGAUGGUCUCUCACCAAAUUCCCAAAGACAUACACUAUAGGAGAAGCCAUGAUUGUAACACAGGGUUUGACUUUAUUCACCAUUGCAGUUAUUGGAAGGACCAUGAAUAUAUUACAUGAUCCUAACGAAGACAUGAAUUUAAUAAGCAGCAUUGUGCUUACAGCAUUAUCAACGGUUGGAUUACUUAUUACAGGUUUAUGUGUGAUAUCGGAAAAACAAAGAAACAUACAAACAUUUAGUUAUAUGUUUGCAGUGGCUGCUUUGUUUGCUUUAGUCACCUUACAUGUACUACUAGGAUUAAAUUGUGUAUUCCGGAUACUGAACUAUAUUUUUCUGAACCGAAACAGAGUUCAACUAUUUGCGUUCUGGUUAUUUCUACUUAUGAUAUCUGUAUUUUUGGUACUUACGCGAACCAAAAGUGCUGUAAAGGUGAAUACUGUGACCAGAAAAUCAUUUCAUUUAUUGGCCUCGCUUGUUUUUAUGUCAGGUAUUAUUUAUGAUGUUUAUCUGACGAGCCUGGCUGCUGGAAUUGGAUUUGGAUUGUUGAUUUUAGUCGAGGCAUUACGUAAGUUAAACAUCACACCAAUAUCAGAAGCCCUGCAAUCAGCUUUUGAUGUCUACAGUGAUGAGAAGGACAUAGGAAGUUUCGCGAUGACACCGAUCUACUUGUAUGUAGGCUUAGCAUGUCCAUUGAUACUGGUGCCUAGUUAUGAAGGAACAACUCUUGAGCUGCUCAGCGGAGUCCUCGCAACUGGGGUAGGAGAUACAGCUGCCAGUUGGUUCGGUUCCAAAUACGGCACGAAGAAGUGGACUAAUAGUGAAAAAACAGUGGAGGGAACAAUUGCUAAUGUCUUGUCACAAGUUGCAACGGUUUAUGUUUUGCAUUUAUUUGGUCUUCUAAGAAACAACACUGUGUUAAUUAGAACGAUGUUAGCUGCAUCAAUAUCCAGUGUGGUCGAAGCGAAAACGGAUCAGGUCGACAACCUAAUACUUCCUCUAGUCACAUUGUUAGUGUUUCAAAUAAAUUGGAUGUUCGGCUAGCAACGUAAUAAUACUAUUUAAAAUUUGUACUUUUGUAUUUUUAUACAAUGAUUUUUAAUAUUUUUGGAAUAAUAUUUUUGACAUUCCAUGUAGAUUAUUUACCAAAGAGUUGUAAAUAAAAGCAAUUAUGUUUAUGAAA